Tachysurus fulvidraco (yellow catfish) is the source of this 1371-nucleotide messenger RNA. Its product is annotated as endonuclease domain-containing 1 protein-like. NCBI's taxonomy places the organism in Eukaryota, Metazoa, Chordata, Actinopteri, Siluriformes, Bagridae. Gene Ontology annotation, molecular function: nucleic acid binding; metal ion binding; hydrolase activity. Bases 257 to 1159 code for a protein of 300 amino acids. The record is from RefSeq and is a predicted model, not a curated record. The transcript is spliced from 4 exons.
CGAGUAUCUGAGACAGGAGAGCGAGAGACCAGCCGGUUCUUCUACAGAUAAAGAUCUCUGUACAAAGAUCUCCUCCUGUGAUCAUCUCACAUCUUCUACUGAACUCCAACAUCAAGUUCCAGCAGCUUGUGGUAGAUUUCUGCUCUCCAUCAUCUGGUACAAACCUCACACAUUCUUCAUCACACAUUCAUCUCACACACUCUUUAUCUCACUCUCAUCACACUCCUCAUCACACACUCCUCCACCGUGUGUCAGGAUGAAGCUUCUCGCUCUGGUGCUCCUGCUCUCCACUUUCUCCUCACUGACCCUGAUGGAGGUUGUGACGGAUUUCCAAAAGUCUUCUUGUUCCAAGUUCUUCAUCCGAAGCCCAAAUGUAAAACAUAUCAUCACCCCGACUGUUUUCAAAGACUCUCAGUAUAAGCAGAUUUGUCAGCGCCUGAACAACCUAUACACAUUUGCUACGCUGUAUGACACGAUUCGUAGGAUCCCCGUCUACUCAGCCUACACGUUCUCGUGGGAAAGACGGACGGUUCGGAACGAAGUGUGGAAAAAUGAACCACAGCUGGAAAACAUGAGCAACGGUCCAGAAAUGAGGAAGAUCUCUGAUGAUGAGAUGGAUGGGUUUUUUCACCAGGCUGUGAACAGAGACUAUAAAGAGAGUGGCAAAUAUACUAAAAUGUAUUAUACUAGAGGUCAUGUGUUUCCAAAGCAAUAUGCUGCUGAUCAGAAUCAGGCAGACUCCACCUUCACAUUUACCAAUAUAGCACCACAAACAAAAAACAGCAAUGGAGAAUGGGAAAAAGAAGUAGAGACACCGAUGAAGGCAGAGAUACACAGAAAGUGCGAACAAAACUAUAGAAUCAAGGCUUUUGUAGUGACUGGAGUAGUUCCAGGGAAUAAUUGGAUAUCCAUAACGAGAAAGGAUAAUAAUAAUAAAGUCAAGACAUUUGAUAAAGGUGUUAACAUUCCCAGUUUUUACUGGACUGCAUUCUGUUGUUAUAUCAAUCAGACCACGACAAUUUCUAAAGCCUACCUCGCUCAGCAAAACGAACCGAACCCCAGACCUCCUGAAAUAACGAGUGUUAAUAUCCUGAACAGAUGCCUCAGCAGUCUGUAUAAACGGGAUUUCAAAGUAUUUAGUGAUUUGUGUUUGACUUGAGUACAGUCCGAGCUCAUUCCAUCUGAUUCUCUGGUUUGACCUAAAACUGCUUCAUCAAAUUACUUCAACAAAUGUUUAUAAUGAAUCAGAGAAUCUUUGGUGUGCUUUACUUCACCUGCAGAAACUGAUUAUAUUCCUGUAACAGAACGUCCUCAAGUGUUUUAUUCCUCUUAUCCUACAGCAUUUUCAUACAAUUACAUUUUUCUUUGUUA